GGAGGGGGGCCGGUCCGCGACGACUCCCCGGACGGCGUUUCUCCUCCGAGCGGCGCCGGUUUCGGCUUGGGGAGGCCGGGGAUACAUCCCAUCCAUGACCAUGGGCGACAAGAAGAGCCCGACCAGGCCGAAAAGACAAGCGAAACCUGCCGCAGACGAAGGCUUUUGGGAUUGUAGCGUCUGCACCUUCAGAAACAGCGCUGAAGCUUUUAAAUGCAGCAUCUGCGAUGUGAGGAAAGGCACUUCCACCAGAAAACCUCGGAUCAAUUCUCAGCUGGUGGCACAGCAAGUGGCACAACAGUACGCCACUCCCCCACCCCCGAAAAAGGAGAAGAAAGAAAAAGUGGAAAAGCAAGACAAAGAGAAGCCUGAGAAAGAUAAGGAAAUUAGUCCUAGUGUUACCAAGAAAAAUACCAACAAGAAAACAAAACCAAAGUCUGAUAUUCUGAAAGAUCCUCCUAGCGAAGCGAAUAGUAUACAGUCUGCGAAUGCCACCACAAAGACCAGCGAAACGAAUCACACCUCAAGGCCCCGGCUGAAAAACGUGGACAGGAGCACCGCACAGCAGUUGGCAGUAACUGUGGGCAAUGUCACCGUCAUUAUCACAGACUUUAAGGAAAAGACUCGCUCCUCCUCAACAUCCUCAUCCACAGUGACCUCCAGUGCAGGGUCAGAACAGCAGAACCAGAGCAGCUCGGGGUCAGAGAGCACAGACAAGGGCUCCUCCCGUUCCUCCACGCCAAAGGGCGACAUGUCAGCAGUAAAUGAUGAAUCUUUCUGAAAUUGCACAUGGAAUUGUGAAAACUAUGAAUCAGGGUAUGAAAUUCAAAUCCUCCACCUGCCCAUGCUGCUUGCACCCCUGGAGAAUCUUCUGUGGACAUCGACCUCUUAGUGAUGCUGCCAGGAUGAUUUCUGCUUGCCAUGGGCAUCUGGCCACCAAGGAAUUUCGCACCCUGACGAUUACUCUUGACACUUUUAUGUAUUCCAUUGUUUUAUAUGAUUUUCCUAACAAUCAUUUAUAAUUGGAUGUGCUCCUGAAUCUACUUUUUAUAAAAAAAAAAAAAAAAAAAAU
Cynocephalus volans (Philippine flying lemur) is the source of this 1072-nucleotide messenger RNA. It is a transcript of the gene RYBP, whose product is annotated as RING1 and YY1 binding protein. The transcript is spliced from 5 exons. Gene Ontology annotation, biological process: positive regulation of DNA-templated transcription. The record is from RefSeq and is a predicted model, not a curated record. Gene Ontology annotation, molecular function: transcription coregulator activity; DNA binding. Lineage: Eukaryota; Metazoa; Chordata; Mammalia; Dermoptera; Cynocephalidae. The coding region runs from base 95 to 781 and encodes 228 amino acids. Gene Ontology annotation, cellular component: nucleus.